Branchiostoma floridae (Florida lancelet) is the source of this 2949-nucleotide messenger RNA. RefSeq names its product WD repeat-containing protein 43-like. Gene Ontology annotation, molecular function: protein binding. Gene Ontology annotation, biological process: maturation of SSU-rRNA from tricistronic rRNA transcript (SSU-rRNA, 5.8S rRNA, LSU-rRNA). Bases 16 to 2121 code for a protein of 701 amino acids. Lineage: Eukaryota; Metazoa; Chordata; Leptocardii; Amphioxiformes; Branchiostomatidae. The record is from RefSeq and is a predicted model, not a curated record. The transcript is spliced from 17 exons. Gene Ontology annotation, cellular component: nucleolus.
GUGCGAAGAAAAAGAAUGCACGAGACUGCAGAACCGCUGCUGCUGAUUGGUCAGGACAACGUCACGUGGCUGUGUUCCUGGGAACGAGCUCCGCGCGAACGCACCUCCCAGCCAGGCGCAUGCGCACAUCCCCACACGUGUGGCAAGAUGGCGACAAACUUUUCCGCGGAGAGACGGAGACUGUGCCAGUUCUCCCCGCCUGCCGCCGACUGUCUGGCCCGGGCCUCGGCGGACGGACGGCUGCAGCUCUGGGACACGGACUCGGGAGCGCUGCGGCAGGAGUACACGCCGUCUGCCCACCUCAGCGCGACAUGCUCCUGCCUGGCGUGGGGACCUCUCCGAGAGGCGCGGAAUGAACAUAAGAAGAGGAAGAGAAAAUCAGAUCAGAUGUCAGCCCUCUCCUCAUUGGACAUCGUCGCCAUGGGAACCACAGCUGGCACCAUCCUCCUGUACAGCGUCGUCAAGGGCGAUCUACAGAGUCAGCUGACUGGAGGCCAUGAUGACAUAGUGAACUGUCUGUGCUGGCGCGCGGAGGAGAACAGCUUGUUCAGCUGCUCAGACGACCAGCACAUCGUGGAGUGGACAGUCACCACAGCACAGGUCAAAUGUAAAUGGAAAGCCGACAGAGGACCAGUCCAAACCAUCAGCCUGGGGCCGGGAGGGAAAACUCUGCUGUCUGCAGCCAGAACCAUCAAACUGUGGGACCUGGAGAAGAGGGAGGUGCUGUUGAGCUUCACGGGCCAUGCCAGCCUGGUGACGUCCCUGCUGUUUGCCACGCUGCCGCCCCCCACUGCCAACGGGAGGAGAAAAAGUGUGACCAAUCAGGAGGCUGCGGUGGACGGGCUGUACUUCCUGUCUGGGGCCACGCACGACAGAUUAAUGAACGCCUGGCAAAUUAAGAUGAAGUCUAAGGAGAAGACGGCGGUUGUGUCCUUCUCCCUGACAGAGGAACCGGUUUACGUGGAUGUCUUGAGACCCAGACAGAAAGACCAGCCUGCACACCUGGCAGUGGUGACCAGAAAUGGGGACCUGCACAUCUUCAAGUUUAUACUGAACGGGAGAGGUAAGAAGCCCCUGACCCCCCAGCACACGAUCCAGGUGGCGACCCAGGGGGGCGAGGCCACCCCCACCCCCCUCCCCAUCAUCGCAGCCCAGUUUUGUCAGGACCUGGACACGACCAUGCGGAUAGCGUAUGGCACCGGACUCAGGCCUGCCUUCGAGAGAAUAAACUGCUCGAGCCUGGAGAAGCACACCUGUCUGAUCAGGGCGGACCCCGGCCGAUCCGCCAUCACCCUGGAGGAGGAUGCUGGGAAGGUGAAGACUCCUGGGAAGGCAAAGGAGGUGACGGUCCUGGCGCCGGGUCACAUGACACACGCCGCUGCGCCGAGCAGCAAGAACAAGAAGAAAUUAACACCUAAAGAUUUGAGUAUCCAGGAGAGACUAGACGUGAUCAGUACCGACCAGGGGCAGACCUCGGGCGGAGACGCCACGCCGCGGGCCGACACGCUGGCCGUGCUCCUGACCCAGGGGCUGCAGAGUGAGGACUCGGACAUACUACAGAGGGUGUUUGCCAGUGCCAAUGAGUCGUUAAUCAGAAACACUGUCCAGAGAAUACCCAUGUCGCUGGUAGUGCCAUUGUUGAAGGAGGUGACCAGAAGAAUGCAUGGGAGAGCCGGCAGCGGGAUGACUGUGCAAUGGCUGAGGGCCGUGUUAGAGACUCACACGUCUUACCUGAUGACUUGCCCAGAUGUGCUAUCCAGCCUGGGAAGCCUGUAUGAACUGCUGGACUCAAGGGUGGCGACCUUCAGCAAACUCUCAAGGUUACAGGGGAAACUGAAGCUGGUGCUGUCUCAGACCUCGGCUAAGGAGGAGCAGCAGUGGCAGUUCUCCUCCAAACCCCUGCUGUCUUACAGAGAUGAAUCCUCAGACGAGCAAGACGAGGCGAUGGAAGACCUCCUGCACGGACACCCCGACUCUGAUGAGGACUGGGAGGAGAUGUCCGACAUGGAGGCUCAGGAGCAGGAUGGAGAACAGCCGGAGGAGGAGGAGGAGGAGGGGAGCAGUGAGGAGGAGGGUUCUCCGGAGGAGGAUGGGUCCAGUGAAGAAAGUGACGAGGAUUGAACUCUCUGCAUCCAGGAUGGCAUAAGUACUCCUGCUGUCAUCUCCAUCCGUAUGAACCCUCAUCAGGCAGAACUUAAGGCUUAGCAAAGGAUAUAGCAAUUUUAAACAGCCUUCUGUUGGUGCCUGUUAGAUAGGCCUUUUCUAUAAUUGCAGUUGGUCUGUAAUUUGCAGACAGCCAAAGAAGGGAACGCUUCUGUCUGAUCCACAUUUCUUCUGAAUUCAGCUGCUUGUAGCUGGCCCCCGAGUUUUAUGUUUUAAAGAAAAAUCCAGUGAAGGAUUUUGCAAACACCAAUGUGUCUUUACUGUCUGCAAGAAUUAAUUCUUUAAGUAUGUCAGCUGUUGUCAGUAUAGCUUAUUUGUAUAGCAAAAGCUUAUACAGAAUUUCCUUUGCAAAAGUCACAGGCCACUCUGUACAGAGAACAAAUUUAGGCAAUGUUGUAUGAGAAAUAUUAUCAGGUCAGUGUCUUCCUUUGCUUUAUACUGUAAUAUUUCUUUUAGCUUCUCUUUUUUCAAUUCUGAACUGUACAACAACGAAGCAACUGCAAAUCAAAGAUGGGGCAAACCACUAGAAAGCUUCUGUAUGCAAAGCAAGAUGCCAAACACAGAAAAAUGUCUAAUUUUCGUAUGUUUUCCUGCUCCAAGCCUGAGAACUGCUUCAGUUGGUGUUCAGGUUGACGAACUAUCGACUUCAUAAGGGGCCAGAGAGAGUGAUGAUUUCUACUAGCUUUUAUAAAUAUGGAAACAGAGAUGUGAAAAGUGAAUGACAUCUGUCAGUCCAGAUUGUACAGUCCUGAACUGGUGGAAUAAAUCAGUCAUGUAUGUACCAGA